Molecule: messenger RNA, 741 nt
Organism: Colletotrichum graminicola M1.001
Lineage: Eukaryota; Fungi; Ascomycota; Sordariomycetes; Glomerellales; Glomerellaceae
Exons: 1
Coding region: 1-741 (246 amino acids)
Source: RefSeq, a predicted model, not a curated record
AUGUCACUCUCAUCAGACGAGGAAGACCUAGUUCUCUCCGACGACGAAUCCAUUGCGUCCGGAUCUGGUGGCGACGGCGAGGAGCUGCCCCCGCGACCCUUGCACCACAACUACUUCGCACCCCCCUUCUAUGGCCGCCCGCCAACCCCUCUACCGCCUUCGCCAUCACUCACGUCGCUCCUCCGACCUUCGCGACCGACGACCCCUGAUGCCUCAGAUGACGACUUCGAGCCCCUCCCCCGCGCAUCGCCGCAGGUACCGACCUACGAAUACUACGGCUUCGUGCUGUACCUUUUCUCGACCUUGACCUUCCUCGUCUACUUGCUGUGGUCAUACCUCCCUUCUCCCUUCCUGCACGCAUUGGGAAUCGAAUACUACCCGAACCGGUGGUGGUCGCUCGCGAUCCCAGCCUUCCUGACGAUGCUGGGCGUGUACAUCUAUAUCGCGCUCGCGGCCUACAAUACAGAGAUCUUGACGCUGCCGCUGAGCUCUAUUGAGACAGUCGUCGAUGAAGCUUCUAAAGUGGGGGUGAUUGAUAGCAAAGGGCGGCUCAGGGACGGACCAAAGAGAAGAUCGAGGGACAAAAGGGAUAACCGGCUUCCCGGGGGAGGGUACAAUUGGAAGAAUAUAUGGAAUGAGGGGACAGACGCUGUGAUGGACAUUCCGCUGGCUGGUGCUUGCGAAGUGCUCUACGGAGAAGGGCGGGAUUUCGAGUCGGAAGAUGACUAUAUUGUAACAUGA